UCUAGUCGCCGUUUCACUUGGUUUUUUUUUCCAAAAUGGCGUUUUUUUCCGUAUAAAUACUUGACAUUCCUUGUCGAUCAUUGAAAUUUCGUUUGGUACGAAAAAAAAAAGUAUUUUGUGUCCGUUUCGGUUAAUUGAUCGGACAAAUUUUUUGUCUGGUGUCUGGAAGUCGACACAUAUUCGGUCAACGAAUCGAAUAAGGAAUGUGACAAUACGACCGGAUUCUCAAUUGAACGAGACACUUUACGUUUUUCUAUCAAAAGCUACGUAUCGAUCAUCACCCAGCACCUCUGACCGAUUUUCAGCACACGAACGGAGAGCAAACAACAAAACGAAAUGCAAACGAUAAAAUGUGUGGUAGUAGGUGACGGUGCCGUCGGUAAAACGUGUCUUCUCAUCUCGUACACCACCAAUAAAUUUCCAUCCGAAUACGUGCCGACUGUUUUCGAUAAUUAUGCCGUCACGGUCAUGAUCGGCGGCGAACCGUACACUCUGGGUCUAUUCGAUACGGCCGGCCAGGAAGAUUACGACCGUUUGAGACCGUUGUCUUAUCCACAAACGGAUGUGUUUCUGGUGUGCUUUUCGGUGGUUAGUCCAAGUUCAUUCGAAAACGUUAAAGAGAAGUGGGUACCGGAAAUAACACAUCAUUGUCAGAAGACUCCGUUCUUAUUGGUUGGCACGCAGAUCGAUUUGAGAGACGAAAGUACAACGUUGGAAAAGUUGGCCAAAAACAAACAGAAACCGAUCACGAUGGAACAGGGUGAAAAAUUGGCAAAAGAAUUGAAAGCAGUGAAAUAUGUAGAAUGCUCAGCAUUGACACAGAAAGGAUUAAAGAACGUGUUCGAUGAAGCGAUCUUAGCAGCUCUAGAACCACCAGAGCCCACCAAAAAACGAAGAUGCAAGUUCCUGUAAAACUACUGAGGUGCACAAUUCUUUCUUUUUUUUUCUUCCAUUUUAUACUUUCGCGAUAUCACACAUAUACACACAUCAGUUUCAUGUUAUGUGGGCUCCUGUUUUUUGAUAAAAAAAAGAACUUUUUUUAAUUUUGAAGAAUUUUUUUUUUUGUUUCCAUAGAAUCCGAUGAAAUAGAAAGUGAAUUUUCUUAACGCUGGAAAAUGAAAAAGAUUUUUUUUGUUGAAUUUCAUUGAUUAAAUGAAAUUUAGAUUUUUACUGUCCUUUUACAAGUCGAAAUUAAGUGUUCUCACACCGGAGCCGGAUCAAUUUACGGCUCAUGUAGUUUGAGUGUGGAAGUUUUAAGAUGAAAUUUGUGAGAUUAAUUAAAAAGAGAAAGAAAAAACCUCUUUCGACACUUCAAAACUAUGAAAAUUAUUUAGAGAAAAAGAAAAACUAAGAAAACACAUCAACCUCUGCGGGUGAUCUUUUCAUUGCGAUGGCUUUUAUACAUACAUUCAAUACGGCAUGAUUUCUGCUAUUAUUUAUUAGUGUUUUUAGCUUUUAUUUUAAUUUUUUUUUCUCGUUCCAAAAAUGAAAUUUUACGAUUUACAAAUGGAAAUAAAACCAUACUAACAGCAAGAAG
Bradysia coprophila is the source of this 1537-nucleotide messenger RNA. RefSeq names its product Cell division cycle 42 (gene Cdc42). The record is from RefSeq and is a predicted model, not a curated record. Lineage: Eukaryota; Metazoa; Arthropoda; Insecta; Diptera; Sciaridae. Gene Ontology annotation, biological process: small GTPase-mediated signal transduction. Gene Ontology annotation, molecular function: GTP binding; GTPase activity.